AUGGAUGAAUUUCGAGAUUCUCAAAAAGAAAGAAUUCAAGAGGCAUUAGAUUUGGGUGAGCUUACAACCGGUAGGGGCUUGAAUCAAGAACUUGGUCUUUCAAGAGCUUGCGAUACGCGUUGGGGAUCUCAUUUUAAAUCUUUCAACAAUUUUAUUCUUAUGUUUGGCUCUAUUCUUAAUGUUCUUGAAUCACUUGUUCUUGAUGCACAAUUAUUGGAUGAAAGAGCCAAGGCAAUGGGAUAUCUCGAAGCUAGUCGAACAUAUGAGGUUGCAUUCAUGUUGCAUUUGAUGAGUGAUGUUUUAGCAAUAACAAAUGAGCUUAAUAAAUGCUUACAAAAAAAGGAGCAAGAUUUGGCAAAUGCCAUGCUACUUGUUGAACAUGACAUUUUGGUACCUAACUUUGAGGAGCCAUAUGUUAUCUCUUUAAGAUCACAAAGGAGACUUGGUGACAAUAAAGUCUCUUAUCAUUAUCGUGUUGAGGUAUUUUGCAAUAUUAUUGGUUGGCAACUUCAAGAACUUAAAGAUCGUUUUGGCGAAGCGACGAUUGAUUUGCUUCAUACAAAGAAGCAUUCAAAUUAUCCUCUUGUAUUUUGCUUAGUAAAAUUUGCUUUGGUUCUGCCGGUUGCCACUGCAUCCGUUGAAAGAGCUUUUUCAGCAAUAAAGUUUAUCAAUAAUGACUUGCGGAGUCAAAUGAGUGAUGAUUUUUUUAGCGGUUGUUUGGUGCCUUAUCUAGAAAAAGAUGUAUCUGAUAAUGUUUCUAAUAAUGCUAUUAUUAAGACAUUUCAAGACAUGAAACCUCGUAGAGUUAUAUGUGGUGAAAAAGCUAUUAUGGUGCUUUAUUGUGUUGUGCUUGAGGUUACUGAUGUUGCGAAUUAG
Lycium barbarum (goji berry) is the source of this 876-nucleotide messenger RNA. RefSeq lists its product as uncharacterized. The record is from RefSeq and is a predicted model, not a curated record. Gene Ontology annotation, molecular function: protein dimerization activity. Bases 1 to 876 code for a protein of 291 amino acids. The transcript is spliced from 5 exons. NCBI's taxonomy places the organism in Eukaryota, Viridiplantae, Streptophyta, Magnoliopsida, Solanales, Solanaceae.